AUGAUACGAAAAUUUGAACGCCUCACGGAAGAAACUCCUAUACUGGGUUUGUGGGAGAGUACAUUCAUCUGCGACCUGAGUUGGUCCGUUGUUGGUGAGUUUGCAGAUAUCGCAGAUACAGGUCCUUCCUGGUCCUGGUUUUACCGCCCUCGACAGCCUAUUUUUCACCAGGUACAUGGCAGAUGGUUUGAACGUGAAAGGAACAAGCUCGAGCCGAGUCUCGAGAGCUUCAAUGUCGAAUGGUCUGGAAGUCCCUUUACCUCUAAGCUUGUUGAAUCUACGCUCCAUAUCAACGGAGUGGUCAGAUCCUUUAACGUCAUAAAAUCAAAAUGGGAAUAUGGCUUCCACGUUGAUCACCCAGACCCGUCCUGCAAAGGCUCCAGGGCAGAGGUCGAAUGCAAAUUUGAUAAAUGUAGUCAGAUCCGCGAAGGAGACCAUAUCAGAUGCCUUUUCCUGUUCUAUUGUACAGAGCACAUCGACACUGAGGGUCCCGAGGGCGGGUUGAUUUACCAAUCAAGCAGGUGGGAAUACUUCUUGCUAAUUGCCCCUUAUCAGCCACCGCCUCGCUCGGCUUUAGAAAGAAAGAACCAGUAUAAGGUAUUUUCUAGCGACGAGAAAGCAGCAGCCUACCGGCGUGUUGGAGUGGGACGUUUCCAGCACGAGCUUGUUCCUAAAGUCGAAUGGUUUGGACUUUCAGGCGGAAAACAUAGUAACAUAAGCUGGCCUAAUUCGACGUUGAUGUUUGAAGGAGCGGAGCGCGUCACAUUUGAGUUGAAGUAG
This is a messenger RNA of Bacidia gigantensis, 780 nucleotides long. RefSeq lists its product as uncharacterized. The transcript has a single exon. Lineage: Eukaryota; Fungi; Ascomycota; Lecanoromycetes; Lecanorales; Ramalinaceae. The coding region runs from base 1 to 780 and encodes 259 amino acids. The record is from RefSeq and is a predicted model, not a curated record.